AUGGAGGACGAACACAUGGGAUCACCAUCCGGAGGGAGAAAUCCGUCGAUUCCCGCAAAUGCCAAUGGCCAAAUCGGCAAUAAUUUUAAUUAUGCACCCAGGCAGCAUCCCGUGCAACAGCAGCAGCACGGAAAUCCAAUCAUUCGUCCACCUUUGCUUCCAUCAAUCGUCCCGGGAACACAACCUCACUUCCAACAGCAGCAGCAGCAGCAACAACAACAACAACCAUUCCCGCAGUACCAGACGGAUCCGAUGCUUUUGCAGAUUCUGCAACAGAUGCAACAGUUCAUCAUGCAUCAGCAGGAAGUAUCGCAACGUCACUCCAACCUGUCCCAGGAUUACAGACCUCCGUUGGCACCAAACCCGGAACAAAUUUUGGAGUCGUUGAGUACCAACAUCAACGAAUUUCGUUACGAUCCGGAAAGUGGGAUCACUUUUGGUGCUUGGUACUCUCGUUACGACGGUUUGUUUACCGAAGAUGCAGCUCGCCUGAAUGACGAAGCUAAAGUGCGGUUGUUAUUGCGGAAACUCGGUCCGGCUGAGCACGAAAGAUAUUUGAGUUUUAUUUUGCCAGCCUUACCGAGAGAAAUCAAGUUUAGUGAUACUGUGGGGAAGUUGAAAAGUUUGUUCGGAACGGUGGAAUCGUUAAUCUGCCGCCGUUACCGGUGUUUACAAGUUUCAAAGCAGCCCUCUGAAGAUUAUAGGGCCUAUGCUUGUCGCGUGAACCGUCUUUGCAUUGAAUUCGAGCUGGGAAAACUGAGCGAAGACGAGUUCAAGUGUUUGAUAUUUGUGUGUGGAUUGAAGUCGGAUAGUGAUGGGGAAAUCCGCACCCGUCUUUUGAGCCGAAUCGGGGACAACAGUCUCGUGAAGUUGGAGCAGAUUUCCGAUGAGUGCCAAAAACUGAUGACGAUCAAACACGACACUGCGAUGAUCGCCACCCAAUCAGUGUCGACAAAAGUGGUGAAUCGCAAACAAACUUCCAACAAGUGGCCGGAAAGGCAGAAGAAAAACAACCCAGAAGGGGAAAUGAGCAAAAAUUAUAAUAGACAUCAAAAUAAAAACAAUAAAAGUGGGCCAUUCUCUCCUUGCUGGUGUUGUGGUGCCAUGCACUAUGCAAGGGAUUGCACAUACCGCAACCAUCGGUGCAAAGCAUGCGGUGGUUACGGACACAAGGACGGCUACUGUGCAAGUGCUAAAAAGACAAACAGUGAUAAAAGGAAGCUGCCAUCGGCGGCCACAAAAUCAGUGCAAGUGAAAAGUGUCAAACAGCAACGGAAAUACGUCACAGUGCAGAUUUUGGGAACACCAGUGAAACUGCAGUUGGAUACGGCAUCGGAUAUCAGCGUGAUUUCGGAGAAAACUUGGGCAAAAAUCGGGAAGCCGACGACUUCACCGGCGUUAGUGAGAGCAUCCACAGCAUCAGGACAGCCUCUCAAACUCCAAGCUGAAUGCACUUGCGAUAUUGAAGUCAACGGGGUGCGUCGCAGUGCCAAGUUCUUCAUCGUCAAGCAGCCAUUGCAUCUUCUGGGAAUUGAUCUCAUCAAUCUGUUCGACCUGUGGUCAAUUCCCAUGAACCAGUUUUGCAAUCAACUGACAUCGUCCCGUGAUCUUGGGAAUGCCAUCAAGGCCGCAUUUCCGGAAGUUUUCUCGGACGUUCCUGGGCUGUGUACAAAGGCGAAGAUUAAGCUCACUCUCAGGGAUGGCCAGUCAGCUGUAUUCCGUCCGAAACGCCCUGUAGCUUACGCCAUGUACAGUACAGUGGACAAGGAGCUCGAUCGACUGGAACACGCCAACAUCAUCACGCCAGUCGAGUAUUCAGCAUGGGCCGCACCGAUCGUGGUGGUCCGUAAAGCAAGCGGUGCCAUCAGAAUCUGUGGAGAUUACUCUACGGGUUUGAACAACGCGCUUGAAGCAAAUCACAAGCUGGAUUUAUCCGACGCAUUCCUGCAAGUCGAGGUAGAUGAGUCUCCCCGAGAGUUAUUAACCAUCAACACUCAUCGGGGGCUAUAUCGCUACAAUCGACUAUCACCGCGAGUGAAAGCAGCACCUGGAGCAUUCCAGCAACUGGUCGACACCAUGCUGGCCGACCUCAGAAACACCUUGGGGUAUUUGGACGACGUUUUGAUCGGCGGAGCGGAUGAGGAGGAGCAUAACCGCAAUUUGAAGGCAGCUCUUCAACGCUUUCAAGAGUACGGUUUCACCAUCAAGGCUGAAAAGUGUUCCUUCGGUUCGCAGCAGAUAAAGUAUCUGGGGCACCUUAUCGACAAACAUGGUUUGCGCCCGGAUCCGGCAAAAAUCGACGUCAUCCGCAACCUUCCGCCGCCGACAGAUGUGACGGGUGUUCGAUCCUUCCUAGGAGCCAUCAAUUAUUAUGGCCGUUUUGUUCCUGCGAUGCGAACACUGCGUUAUCCACUGGAUGAGCUGCUCAAAGGCAAUAAACAGUUCAACUGGUCAGCCGAUUGCCAAAAAGCGUUCGAUCAGUUCAAAACUAUUCUGGCCUCCGAUCUUCUGUUGACACACUACAGUCCAGAAUUGCCGUUCGUCGUUUCAGCAGACGCUUCAUCGGUAGGUGUCGGCGCUACAAUCAGCCAUAAGUUUCCGGACGGUUCAGUGAAGGUCAUCCAGCAUGCAUCCAGGGCUCUCACUGCAGCCGAACAAGCAUACGGGCAAGCUGACCGUGAAGGUUUGGCGCUUGUUUUCGCCUGCACCAAGUUUCACAAAAUGUUGUACGGUAGAAGUUUCACCCUUCAAACAGACCAUGCUCCUCUGUUACGCAUCUUCGGAUCCAAGAAAGGCAUACCCACCUACACUGCCAACCGCUUGCAACGAUGGGCGUUGCAACUACUGCUGUACAACUUCCACAUCGAAUACAUCAGCACAGACAAGUUUGGAAACGCCGAUGUAUUAUCCCGAUUGAUCAACAACCACAUCAAGCCCGACGAAGAUUAUAUUAUUGCCAGUGUCAACUUAAAAGAAGAUUUGGGAUCCGUAGUAGCCAAUUCCGCUAGACAAAUCCCUCUGAAUUUCAAGGCGAUUCAGGAUGCUACUCAGUCAGAUCCGGUCCUUGGUGAAGUCUUCCGUUUUACCCUGAAUGGCUGGCCUAAGUCCCGAAAAUUGAUUCCCGAUCACGAGGUCCAACGCUUCUUCGACCGCCAAGACUCUUUGUCUAUCGUCCAAGGAUGCGUGAUGUUUGCCGAGCGUAUUGCUAUACCGUCGAAAUUCCGGAGCCAAUGUCUUCAACAGAUGCACAAAGGUCAUCCCGGAAUACAGCGCAUGAAGUCUAUCGCACGAAGUUUCGUGUACUGGCCAUCUUUGGAUGCAGAUAUUGUCAAGUUUUUGAGCUCUUGUAAACCUUGCGCCAUGGUUGCCAAAAGCCCUCCGUUAUCAUCGCCUCAGCCGUGGCCCAAGCCGGAGAAACCGUGGCAGCGUUUACACGUAGAUUAUGCGGGGCCCAUAGAAGGAGACUAUUUCUUGUUGCUGGUCGAUUCUUUUUCUAAAUGGGUGGAGAUAGUCAAGACCAAUUGCACCACAUCAGCAGCUACCAUCGGUAUCUUACGGGGCAUAUUUGCACGCUUUGGAAUGCCGAUAACUUUGGUCAGCGAUAAUGGCUCGCAAUUCACCAGUGCCGAGUUUGCAACCUUUUGUGUCGAAAACGCCAUUCAUCACGUUACAACAGCCCCCUAUCACCCACAAUCAAACGGGCAAGUCGAGCGUUUUGUCGACACUUUCAAACGCUCCUUGCGAAAAAUCCGAGAAGGGAAGGCGACGAUUCAAGAAGCUCUGGAUACAUUUUUGCUAACCUACAGAACAACUCCUAAUCCUGUUACUGGCCAAUCACCUGCGGAUUUAAUAUUUGGGCGACCAAUCCGUACUUGUUUGGAGUUACUUCGACCACCACCGACACCCAACGUUCCGGAGAGGCAACUCGAAGGUAAAGUGCGCUGCUUCAAGCAACAUGAUUCAGUUUAUGCUCAACUUCAUUCCAAAAACACCUGGAGAUGGGCAGCCGGUAUCGUGCUUGAACGUGUUGGUCGAGUCAUGUACAACGUUUGGAUCGAAGACUCCCGAAUGUGUCGAAUUCAUGUGAACCAGAUGAGAAGCCGAUCAUCCAGCGACACGCUCACUCCAGAUGUACCAGUCGAUUCCAAUGACCAAAUGCUACCGUUGGACAUACUUUUGAGGGAGCACAACUUGCAACUACCUUCUGCUCCAUCAAAAACAAAUGUAUCGUCCCAAAGACAUAGUUCGCCGAACGUUUCGAAUCCUGGUGCACCUUCUCAUCAUUCUACGCCUGUACAAGCUUUGCAUCCUGAAAAUAAGGCAUCAUCGCCGAGUAAUGAUGCUUCUUCGUUGUCAGCAUCAGUGCCAUCGUCGUCGUCUCCGUCCUCUACUACCACUACGAGGAACUCGUCCGGUUUCCGGACGGCAAUAGAAACAUUACCAGCUGUGCAGCAACCACGCCGGUCUUCGCGAGUUCGAAGAGCGCCGCAGUGGUUCGAUCCGUACCAGAUAUAUUAA
Messenger RNA from Uranotaenia lowii, 4518 nucleotides. RefSeq lists its product as uncharacterized. The transcript is spliced from 2 exons. Gene Ontology annotation, molecular function: aspartic-type endopeptidase activity; nucleic acid binding. NCBI's taxonomy places the organism in Eukaryota, Metazoa, Arthropoda, Insecta, Diptera, Culicidae. Gene Ontology annotation, biological process: DNA integration; proteolysis. Bases 1 to 4518 code for a protein of 1505 amino acids. The record is from RefSeq and is a predicted model, not a curated record.